Messenger RNA from Ruditapes philippinarum (Manila clam), 1370 nucleotides. Its product is annotated as myb/SANT-like DNA-binding domain-containing protein 4. NCBI's taxonomy places the organism in Eukaryota, Metazoa, Mollusca, Bivalvia, Venerida, Veneridae. Gene Ontology annotation, cellular component: nucleus. The transcript has 2 exons. The coding region runs from base 156 to 1028 and encodes 290 amino acids. The record is from RefSeq and is a predicted model, not a curated record.
CGAACGUGCUAACGAUUGACGGAAGGUUGGUUAACGAGAGAUUAGCGCGGGUAUCUCGAAAGCGCUAGUUCAGCAAUCGUUCGUUGCUUACUCGCUAGUUAUUAACGACUGCGCUGUGUAAUCAUUUCAUUACCGCGGAUAUCGUGUGUUAAUACAUGGACAAAAUGGCCGAAUCAAAACGUAAGCCGAGAUAUUCAAUAGACGAAUUGCAAAUACUAGCACAAGAGGUAAAUACACAUAAACAUAUUCUCUUUGGUAAAUUCAGUGAUGUCUUGUCAAUGGAAAAAAAGCAAAAGGCAUGGGCAGAAAUAACGAGACGUAUAAAUGCUGUUUCACAGACCGUCCGAACGGUAGAUGAUAUUAGAAAAAAAUGGAACGACUGGUCGAGUGUUACUAAAGGAAAGGCGGCAAAGCGGAGGCAAUCUUUAAACAAGACUGGCAGCGGACAGCCUGAUACUAAACCACUGACUGAAUUAGAGGAACUAGUAGUUUCUAUAAUUGGCGAGACUGCCGUAGGUGGAUUUAAGGGAGGGAUAGAUACAGCUCUUGUUUCUGAAGAAGCAGACUUUUGUGCCGACGAGGGUAAAUUAUAUUACGAUCAUGCUAAACCGGAACAUACUCAAACGACACUUGCAGUAUCCGGUCUGUCGUCUAGCAGUAUAGACCUGUCAUGCGAUGAGAAUCCUGAUUGCGUUGCUAAUAUCAGUUGUGCUAAUAAACCUACGAAAACGAUUCCUUUUAAAAAGAGAAAAGUCGUUGCAACUGCAUCUGCUGCUGAAAGCUAUGAAACUGACGUAAUUUCAAUUGAGAGAGAAAAACUUAAGAUAGACAAUGCACGACUAGAUACUGAUGAAAAACGGCUGGAAAUAGAACAACAAAGACUGAAAAUUGAGCAGCAACGCCUGCAAGUGGAGACAGACAUUUUGAACACUCUACUUUGUCAAGGCCAAUAUUCUAGCCGAGCAGCAUCUCAAUACCCGGCACAAAACCCGGGGCAAGAUAACUCUACCUCAUUCUUCAGGCUAUAGCCACAUGUUGUUUAAGGGUGUAAGUAUACUGUCAAGAUUUAAACUUGAAAAUGUUGUUCACAAAUUGCAAAUAUCUAAAUGAAUAUUUAUAGCGAGCACUUAGUCGUCAUAGUUUCUAUUUUAAAUAGUCUGUUCAUUUAAACACAUAUGAGGACAAUAAAUUAAGAUUAUAAAGGUAGUCCAUAAGUUUGCUUAGUAUACAAAGUAAAAAAUGAAUAUAUGCUGGGAUAAGCAAAUGGUCUCAUCAUAAACAAUUUAGAUUUUAUUUUAUGUAUAAGAUAAAAACGUGAUGUUUAUGAAAACGAUCAUGAUAUACCAGUGACUAUGAUUAUGACUAUGAUG